Molecule: messenger RNA, 622 nt
Organism: Drosophila hydei
Lineage: Eukaryota; Metazoa; Arthropoda; Insecta; Diptera; Drosophilidae
Exons: 3
Coding region: 197-562 (121 amino acids)
Source: RefSeq, a predicted model, not a curated record
UAAGAUGUUAAAUAAAAAGAUACUAAUUAUUUUAGUCACUGCCAUCUGUAACUGAUUUAUACUUCCAUCACUGUGUUUGUUCUCCAACGAUAUAUUUAUAUUAUAAAGAAGAUUUUUUGUGGUCACACUGGCACCGGCUUAUGUUUUGACAUUCAAUCGACGAUUUAAAUCCUCGUUCAGCCUCCCAAGAACCAUUAUGGAUAUCGAGACUGUUACAACUGUAAACCCUGAUUUGGAGCACCCAGAUGAUGCCCAAUACAUAUGGUUACCAAUUUUGGUGCUGCUAGGAGUUGUUCUGCUCGCUGGCUUGGUAUAUGUAAUGUCACGUAGCCGCCGUCCAUUCAAUUUUAUAUGCUUCAAGCGUCGUAAUGCCACGCGUAAUGGCUACACAAACGUUGACGAUGACGAUUCAGAUGUAUCAAUGGCUGGUGCAGACGAACCAAAUGCCAUUACCAGUCUGCUCGAUGCACGCUUGCAUAUAUCAACUGUGCAGCGUGCAGCAAACUAUCCACAGUCAAAUCAAGUGCAUCUGGAUGCCAAUGAUAUUGCAUUGCGUGUCUAAUUAAAUACAACAUUUCAAAAUGUAGAAGGAAGACUAAACACUAGCUUAUAUUGUAUUGUA